AGAAGCCCACGCGACUGGCUCGACAACCAAUUGGCCCUGAGGGAGUAAAAUCAGGUCACACUAUAACCGUGCUAACUUCUUCACAGACAGUCAUACCUGUAGUUUUUACUUGAUCAGGUGAUAAGUUUCUCUGCGCGCAGGUGAGAGAAAGUUUAAUCACAAUUAUGUAUAUCAGGUCGGCCAUUUUAAUAUUGGCCACCGCCAUAUUUUCUAUUUCUGAGCACGGAGUUCAUUCGCACAGGCAGUCUAGACAAGCACCUCAGUCCCUACCGGAUCAUCUAACAGCUUACGUCAGACAAUUAGCUAAUAAUCAUCAAUCAAAUUAUCAGCCUCCUUUAUCCUUUUCUUCGGCCAGUCAGCCAUUACAACAGUCUCAACCACAAACCGCCUACAAACCUCCAAUUUUACCGCCGAUUCAACAACUUCCGCCCGCAAAUAUUGUUCCAAAUCCUCAGCCCAGGCCGCAGUACCAACCACCAUUAUUACCAAUUUCUUAUCAGUCUCAACCCCCGCAAUAUUCCCACCACAACAUUCCCUCGUAUCAACCAAACAGCAACCCACAAAUAUAUCAGCCGCAAAUUCAACCUCAUCGACAGUUUUCCUAUUCUCCGCCAGUUAUAAAUAAUCCGCAAUUACCAUCGAAUUCGGUCCAGAAACCGCAGUCUCAACCAACAAGUAGUGCACUUUAUAUCGGUGGAGGACAGCCGAAACCCCAGAUCUCCCCUCAAACAGGAAACGCUCCCAGUGUUUCGAUAUCUACAUCAUACACAGCCGACGUCAUCAAACAAGGAAAAGUUAUCGGAUCUGUUCAACCUUCGGUGCAGGCAAUCGAAAAAGCGCCGGCUUCAGAAAUUGAAUUCGAUAAAGGUAAAAACGCCGCCAAAGACAAGGCAGCGAAGGGUGGACAACUGGACGACGAAUACGUAGUUUAUUACUAUUAUUAUUACGAUGAAGACAAAAAACCGGGUAAAAAUCUAUCGUUGAACUUCGACGACAUCCCGAAUUUGGAAUCGUACGAUCAGCCAGCUAAAGUAACCAAAGUGACUAAACUAUUAAACUCGGUAGAUAAAAAUGAGGUAUCCCGAACAGAAAUCGCAUCUGCUAAUACUAAACACAAUGCUCCCGUACCAAGGAAGAUACCUAAUUCUAUUACCUUGUCUCAAGAAAUUACUACGAAUCCUUCAAUAGUAACUACGGAAACUCCCGUGAUAGUUCCUAAUGUUUAUCGUUACGGAAUUGGAGACAUUCCGAGAUUUCCUGUUACUCCUAAUCAUUUACAACCGUUAAAGUUAAACCCGGUCGUAACACUUAGCCAAGUGUUCACUCCUGCUCAAACUAAAACGACUACAACAACUUCGGUACCGUUGAGUACCACCCCAUCCACUACUACCAUCGUUCCCGAGACUACAAAGAUCGAAGUGACCGAUUAUGAAAUAGAAGAAGAAGACACUACUACCACGGCGACAACGACAACAACAACUACUACUACUACAGAAGCCCCUACCACAACCACCGAACCAACUACCACAACCACCGAACCAACUACCACAACAGAACCCACUACCACUACAGAAAGAACACGCAAACGAACUUCAAUAGGAAGGCGUCGUUUCAACAGUAAUAAUAGAAACAUCGGAAGAUCUACCACACGAAAAUCGACUACUACUACUACUACUACUACUACUACUACCACCACCACAACCAGUACUACCACCCCAGCACCCGCAACCGUCGUGAAACCUACCAGGAGGAGUUUCCAGUCGCGAUUUAGCAGCAAUCGCUUCAGGCGACCGAGUUUCAAUAACAACAGAUUACGUUCCUCUUCCACCACCGAAUCUAAGAAUCAAGAUACCAACACCGCUACCACUUCGAGCACCACAAGUACCACGCAAUCAUCGCGCCAAUUUGGAAAUAAUCGAAGAUUUGGAAGCAACCGAAACCCAGUGACCAGUAAUCGAGUAUCUUCUGCUAGCGUCAGAUCGACGGUGACGACUGCACCUAGUGCAAGAACCCGCCCAAAACCAUCGGGAGUUAGUCGUUCCCCAAUCUUCGGGGGUGCAAACAGAGGAAGAGUUCGACCGCCGUUUUUCCGUCAACAGAACAAAACACCGGAACCUAAAGUGGAGGAAGAAACGCCGGAAGAAGAAACAACGCUUCCACCCCCUCCAUCUUCGUCUAAACAGCCCACGACGGAAGCUGUUGAAGAAGAAGAAGAAGCAGACCUUUUGGAAGAAGAAGAAGAAAAAACGGUAAUCACUGAAGCACCCUCGACUACAACCGCCAAACCUCGUCUUUCUGGAAUUUUCCGUCCUCGUAGCAGACCCUCUCUAUUUGCCAAUCGAGGACGACCCAAGAUACGAUAGGAGCUUAAGACACUUUUAUUUUUCCCUAUAGGGAAAUAUUAUAAAUACUUUAAAUUAUAACCGUAUUUUAAAAAAUGAAUCUUAUUAAAACGAAUUUUUAUCAUGGAGGGGAACGAAUGGAAAAUUUCGGUCUUACGAGUAUACGAGUUAUCAAAAAGCUUGUUUUCAUGUUUUUAUUUAAAAUAAUUUUUCAGUUUUUUCAUUUUAUUUUUUUGAGAAACACAAGUAUGUAAAACAACUUUUAUCGUACGUAAUAUAUAUUUUAUUUCUUGGUGCCUUGAGAAUUUCCAUUCGUUUCUAACGAUAUUUAACGUUUUAUACAACAGAGAAACUUGUGGAUUAACUAAAACUUUUAACUAAUUUUAAGAAAACAAAAAAUGUUUUAUUUCUCACAUAUUUAUAUUAUGUAAACGCGUUGAGAUAAUGCAAUAAAAAUAUAGUCAGAUUCGAGUUUCAUUCUCAGGUUUCAACGUUAAAUUCUACCUUGGAAUGACAAUUCUCACGUGGUAGCGAGAUCGUUAAUCUGCGUAAGGCCAUUCAUCGUGACCAUUUUAUCCUUGUAAAUUUUCGCCCUUCAACACGAAAUGUGUCAUACUUUCAAUUUCUAGGAUGGGAGAGUGGUCUGUGCCAACUUUUCCAAGUACGGGUGGAUCCUUGUGAAACUCGAAAGUAGGUUUUGUAUACUCACCUAAAGUGCACGGAGCCUGUCGUAAUUUUACGUGAGUGAAAUUUAGCGAAGACAGAAAGUUUCGGCAUUGGUGGAAAUAAAUUACUCGUCUUAUCAAAAAAUUACAUGUUACACGUUUCGCGAAGCGCGAGUUAUUUCCAUUCAGAUGCCUCCGUUACG
This is a messenger RNA of Centruroides sculpturatus (bark scorpion), 3210 nucleotides long. RefSeq names its product mucin-5AC-like. Bases 165 to 2363 code for a protein of 732 amino acids. The transcript has 2 exons. Lineage: Eukaryota; Metazoa; Arthropoda; Arachnida; Scorpiones; Buthidae. The record is from RefSeq and is a predicted model, not a curated record.